AUGGAACCCGCCCUGGACGAACACCCGGCUUGGCAUAAUAACUCCAAACUAAUAGAGAACUUAAUUAUAGGUUAUAUUAACGAACGCCCUUUUUAUAGGAAGCGCUUUACUAAAAAUAAGAAAUCGAGAAGGUCUCGCGCAAUACUAGAAACUAUAUCUACACACGCCGGACGAGGCGGAAGAGAUAGAAAUUACUUUGCUACCGCGGCCGAGCAACGGGUUAUUGAACUCGAGCAAUCGAACGCAGCCUUGGUCCAGGCAAGCGGCCAACAGGUCGAUGCCCGAGUUGUUGAACUCGAGAGACAGUUGGCCGAAAAGGCACAAGUCGAGCAGAAGUGUACUGAUGCAGAGGCACGCGCUUCGGCUGCCGAACAGAAGCUCCUUGAGCAAUCGGCCUCGGUCCAGGGGCAGGAAAGUGACCAACAGGUCAAUGCCCGAGUCGCUGAACUGGAGAAACUGUUGGCCGAAAAGGCAGAAGAGCUUCUGCAAUCUCAAGAGUCAGUGAAGACGAUCCAGGCCAGUCACCAAGAGAUGGAUGACCAAGUCACUGAACUCAAGAGACAGUUGGCCGAAAAGGCACAAUUCGAGCAGAAGUGUACUGAUCUCGCCGAGGACCUCCAGGCUCACUUCACGGCUCAACAGCACGGGGAUAUUGACAUGGAACUGGACAAUGACAGCCAUGGCAUGGAUGGAGAUGAUAUGGAUCUAGGGCCCUUCGAAGACGAAGCCGACGAUACCCUUUUUCUGUCAACUGUUGAGGGUUUGUGCAAGAAGGCACCGGAGCAAAGCUCCAUGUCCCAAAUGCAAGAAAUGCCCGGCUACAACACAGUGGCUAGGUUGUUGCAUGGAGUGUGGCUAGAGUAA
This is a messenger RNA of Neurospora tetrasperma FGSC 2508, 864 nucleotides long. RefSeq lists its product as uncharacterized. Lineage: Eukaryota; Fungi; Ascomycota; Sordariomycetes; Sordariales; Sordariaceae. Bases 1 to 864 code for a protein of 287 amino acids. The transcript has 9 exons. The record is from RefSeq and is a predicted model, not a curated record.